GGCUGAAGCUGCCACUGCUGCCGCCGCCAAGUAGGAGCGAGCGGAGCCACGAUAGAGACCAUGGCAAGCCCAGGGAAAGACAACUAUCGAAUGAAGAGCUAUAAGAACAAUGCCCUAAACCCUGAGGAAAUGAGACGAAGAAGAGAGGAAGAGGGCAUUCAGCUCCGGAAGCAGAAGCGGGAGCAACAACUUUUUAAACGGAGAAAUGUAGAACUAAUUAAUGAAGAGGCAGCCAUGUUUGAUAGUCUCCUUAUGGACUCCUAUGUGAGCUCUUCUACUGGGGAAAGUGUGAUAACAAGAGAGAUGGUGGAGAUGCUCUUUUCUGACGAUGCUGACCUACAGUUAGCAACUACACAGAAAUUUCGGAAACUGCUCUCUAAAGAGCCUAGUCCUCCAAUAGAUGAAGUUAUCAGCACUCCAGGAGUAGUGGAUCGAUUUGUGGAGUUUCUAAAGAGGAAUGAGAAUUGUACAUUACAGUUUGAAGCUGCCUGGGCACUAACAAACAUUGCUUCUGGAACCUCUCAACAAACCAAAAUUGUCAUUGAAGCAGGGGCUGUCCCCAUUUUUAUAGAGCUGCUUAACUCAGACUUCAAAGACGUACAAGAACAGGCAGUCUGGGCACUGGGAAACAUAGCUGGAGACAGCUCCAUUUGCCGAGAUUACGUCUUGAACUGUUCCAUCCUUAAUCCUUUGUUAACACUCCUUACCAAGUCCACACGACUGACAAUGACGAAUGCAGUCUGGGCCCUGUCAAACCUCUGCCGAGGGAAGAAUCCAACCCCUGAGUUUGCAAAGGUCUCCCCUUGUUUGCCUGUGCUAUCUCGCCUACUCUUCAGCAGUGACUCAGACUUGCUGGCAGAUGCUUGCUGGGCCCUUUCUUAUCUGUCUGAUGGCCCCAACGAGAAGAUCCAGGCAGUCAUAGACUCUGGAGUAUGCCGGAGAUUGGUGGAACUACUAAUGCACAAUGAUUACAAAGUGGCCUUUCCAGCCCUGAGAGCUGUGGGAAACAUCGUCACUGGGGAUGACAUCCAGACCCAGGUCAUUCUUAACUGCUCGGCUCUCCCUUGCCUCCUCCACUUGCUGAGCAGUCCCAAGGAGUCCGUCCGGAAGGAAGCAUGCUGGACCAUUUCAAAUAUUACUGCUGGCAACAGAGCUCAAAUACAGGCUGUCAUAGAUGCAAAUAUCUUCCCUGUGUUGAUUGAAAUCCUUCAGAAAGCAGAGUUCCAUACAAGGAAAGAAGCAGCAUGGGCCAUCACAAAUGCCACAUCAGGAGGAACCCCUGAGCAAAUCAGAUACCUGGUCUCACUGGGCUGCAUCAAACCCCUCUGUGACCUGCUGACUGUGAUGGAUUCAAAGAUAGUGCAAGUAGCCCUCAAUGGAUUGGAGAACAUUCUUCGGCUUGGCGAGCAAGAAGGCAAGCGCAGUGGCUCAGGGGUCAAUCCCUACUGUGGCCUCAUUGAGGAAGCCUACGGCUUGGAUAAAAUUGAGUUUCUCCAGAGCCAUGAGAAUCAAGAAAUCUACCAGAAGGCAUUUGACCUCAUUGAGCACUAUUUUGGUGUAGAAGAUGAUGAUAGCAGCUUGGCUCCCCAAGUGGAUGAAAUGCAGCAACAGUUCAUCUUCCAGCAGCCUGAGGCCCCCAUGGAGGGCUUCCAGCUAUAAUAUCUGCCUCCAGGGAGGGGAGGGGAUGGGAAGCACCACCAACCAGCAGAAAAGCAGCCCUCUGGUGGGCGGGAAGCCAGGCCCCCCACCACUGGCCACCACACACCUCUGCUGCCCUGGAAGACUGUGCUCUUCAACCUGCUCCACCCCCUUCCCUGGAGGGAGCGCCCUCUGGACAGACAGAACCAUCUGAGGCUUACUUUUGGGUUUUGUGACAAGAAGGGGACAUGUUGGGUUUUUCUUCCUUACACUAUAUUUUGGCUGCACACAUGUCUUUAACCCAGGAGCCCAGGGGUAGACAAAGGAGGACUGCGGUAAUCAAUUUUGCACCUUUUUUUUUUCUUUAGUGGUGACUGACUUCCUUUAUAUCUUCCUUCAUCCCAGUCCUCUGCCCUGAUCUGUGUAACUCUUAUCUUGGGUACUUGAGCAGAUGGAAUAUUCCAGAGGUGGGAGGGGCGGGAAGGGAGAGGAGAAAUCCAAAACAAAGUGUUCUUGCUCUGACAGAAUAAAAAAAAAAA
This is a messenger RNA of Sorex araneus (European shrew), 2177 nucleotides long. RefSeq names its product importin subunit alpha-7-like. NCBI's taxonomy places the organism in Eukaryota, Metazoa, Chordata, Mammalia, Eulipotyphla, Soricidae. Gene Ontology annotation, cellular component: nucleus; nucleoplasm; cytoplasm. Gene Ontology annotation, biological process: NLS-bearing protein import into nucleus. The record is from RefSeq and is a predicted model, not a curated record. Gene Ontology annotation, molecular function: nuclear import signal receptor activity; protein binding.